UUGGCACUCCCAGUCCCAGUAGUCCAACUGACUUGCCCAGCGGCCUUCAACCCGCUCGGAGUCUUUGCCGGUACCGGGAAAGUCAACAGGUCAUGCAUCCUCUGAAACACUAGCCCAGCCAUUUCUUCCUUUCUUGGCAGCAAAAAGAUCCUCCAACCGAAAAGCAAAUCACUUAAAACAGAUGGGAAACAUACUUGCAUUCCCGAAGCGAUCCCCUCCUUCCCUUUUCGAGAAGCGAUCCCCUCCUGAGAACCUUUUCGACCUUCCCUUUGACGUCCAGUGUUACAGUGUAAGAUCCUCUCCGGGCUGCCAUUGAAAUCCCUCGUGCAAUUCAGUUGCGCUUCAAAGCAAGCGAGGGAAUUAAUUGACGACCCGAUAUUCAUCAGAGCCCAUCUAAAAUUGAUCAAUAGCUUAACAGACAGCCGAAGGGUGCUUAUUUUGUGGUGGGAUCCUAACUUAUGUCGUCUCAAACAGUGUUCUCUUAGCUCGUUAUUGUGUGCACCAAGUACUGAAACUGUUGACAUUAAUUAUCCACCAUUUAAAAAUCCCUUUACUGGUGUCAGAGUUGUGGGCUGCUGUAAUGGAUUAGUUUGUAUUGUCUUUGACGGAACUAAAAUAAUUUUGUGGAACCCAUCUACUUGAAAAUCAAAGAUCGUACCGGAUUUAGGCAUUAGGGUAGAGGAAGAUAAAGGUUUACCGGUUGUGACGUACUUAAUAUUUUCAUGGGGUUUUGGAUAUGACAAGAUUGAGGAUGAUUACAAAGUAGUAGCGGUGGCGUACGAGGCUGACCAAGGCGCUGCUACGGCCAUGGAUGGCGAAGUCCCUAAGGUUAAGGUUAAGGUUAAGGUCUACAGCACCAAGAAAGGAAUUUGGAAGCGUAUAGGGGAUUUUCAAGGUGGUUAUCCUCCGCUGGGGGUAGAUGGUACAUUUGUGAAUGGGAAGUUGCAUUGGUCACUGGAGGCAGAAGCUGGUGGAGAUAUUGUUUCCCUUGAUUUAACAACAGAGACGUAUGGACGGAUAGAGAAACCUGAACAGAUGAAGAAACCUGAAAUUAAAUGUGAUGAAGAUUCUGAAUCUUUGUUUGAGCCAGUCUUGGAAGUUUACCAAGAAAAGCUUUGUUUACUUUGUUCUGUGGAUAAUGGUCAUACAGAUGUUUGGAUGAUGGAGAUAUAUGGGGUUACAGAAUCGUGGAAAAUGCAGUUCGCUAUCCUGAUUAAUAAUCCUGGCGGGAUUUCUAGACCAUUGUGCCGGUCAGAGGACGGUGAAGUUUUAGUGUCAACUGGCACCAAGUCGGUACGCUACAACCCAGAUAAUGCUGCAUAUGUUGAUAUUCCAUUUCGAGAUCAAAACAUAGAAGUUUAUCAUGCCUUUCCUUAUACACAAAGCCUAGUUUUGCCUUACUCUAAGGAGGAGAAGGAUGCUAUAGAACAAAGGAGGAGGUGUAAGAAACCGAGAUGAGACAAUUGAAUACCAUCAAGCUACCAUCUUGAUUAAAAAAGAAAAAAAACGUUUAAAUGUGUUGCGGCUCUGCGCUCCCCAAGACUUUGUCUCUUGUGUUCCAAACAUGAAAUGUCUCAUGUCCAUGGAUGGAAGACUGUUGAAGACUGAUUCUAUACCUGCAGAUUGUUAGAAACAAUUAUGCUUGACCUCCUACUCCUUAUAUCAGCCUUGGUGUCGAUAGUAGUCAUUAUUUUGGCUGUCAUGCACACUUGUUGUGCAGCUUCUUUGAACUUCUCUAAAGGUUUUGGUCCUUCCAAACCUGUCUCUUGAACUUGGAAUAUUGAUCUUUGGCUUCUUAUUGUAAAACAAGAGAAUGACUCCUUAUUUUCGUGGACGAA
Molecule: messenger RNA, 1838 nt
Organism: Coffea eugenioides
Lineage: Eukaryota; Viridiplantae; Streptophyta; Magnoliopsida; Gentianales; Rubiaceae
Product: F-box protein CPR1-like
Exons: 2
Coding region: 808-1458 (216 amino acids)
Source: RefSeq, a predicted model, not a curated record